Messenger RNA from Guillardia theta CCMP2712, 6524 nucleotides. RefSeq lists its product as hypothetical. The record is from RefSeq and is a predicted model, not a curated record. NCBI's taxonomy places the organism in Eukaryota, Cryptophyceae, Pyrenomonadales, Geminigeraceae. Bases 1 to 6450 code for a protein of 2149 amino acids. The transcript has 37 exons. Gene Ontology annotation, molecular function: iron ion binding; flavin adenine dinucleotide binding; iron-sulfur cluster binding.
AUGCUGCCAGGAAAGCAGGGGAUGUAUGAUCCUGCCCUGGAGAGAGACAAUUGUGGUGUUGGUAUGAUUGCCAACUUGAAGAAGACGGAGAGUCACAGGAUCGUGAAGAACGCUCUUCAGGCGAGUCUAAAAGUCCUCGAAAGGAUGGCACAUCGUGGAGGUUGUGGCUGCGAGGUCAACACUGGAGAUGGGUCGGGAGUUUUGUUCACCAUGCCAGACACCUUUUAUCGUCAAGAGUGUGAGAAGGCUGGUGUGAAGCUGCCCCCUCGUGGAGAGUAUGGUUCUGGCUUGAUCUUCUUCUCAAGAAAGCCUGGAAUGCUUGAAAAGUGCAAGGGAAUCAUCGAGAAAAGGUGCCAGGAGCACGGUUUCAAGAUUCUUCAUUGGAGGGACGUUCCCACAAACAACUCCACAAUUGGCCCAUCUGCUUUGGCUUGUGAGCCCAAGGUCAUGCAAGUUUUUGUGGCUCCGACGGCGAAAUUGGCUCCGGAAGUGCUUGAGACGGAACUUAUGAUCCUCAGACGUGUUUUCGAGAGAGAAAUCGCAGAAAUUUUCAUCGAUCUUGGUCGCGAUUGGACGCAAGAGUUCUAUCCUUGCACCCUUUCAUCGAAAACCAUUGUGUACAAAGGCAUGCUCACUCCUGAACAAGUCCGGGAGUACUACUUGGAUCUUCAGAACGAAAAGUUUGAGACGUAUCUUGCUCUGGUUCAUUCUCGCUUCUCCACAAACACGUUUCCUUCAUGGAGUCGUGCGCAGCCCAUGCGCAUGCUCUGCCACAACGGCGAGAUCAACACUUUGAAGGGAAAUGCUAAUUGGAUGUCUGCAAGAGAAAGUGUGAUCCUCUCGCCUAAGCUUGGCAAGGAAAAGACUCAGAUGAUGUUGCCAGUGAUUGACAAGUCACAAUCCGACUCGGGUUCAUAUGACAACGUGUUAGAGUUCAUGUACCACGGAUCCAACCGCACUCUUGCGGAGUGCAUGCUCAUGAUGAUUCCAGAGCCAUGGCAAAAUGAUGGCAAUAUUGAUGAAGAUACCAAGGCUUUCUACAAGUUCUAUUCCAAUGUGAUGGAACCGUGGGAUGGUCCUGCGAUGAUCGCUUUCACAAACGGAGAUGUAAUUGGUGCUACGUUGGACAGGAAUGGCUUGAGGCCAAGCAGAUACUACGUUACCGAUUCGAAUGGAAGUGGAGUACCUGAAGAAGUUAUUCUAUCUUCAGAAGUCGGAUGUCUUCAGGAUGUUGUCCCUGUUGAAAGCAUCAUUGAACGUGGAAGAUUGCGCCCCGGUCAGAUCUUCAUGGUGGAUCUCAAAGAGGGAUGCAUUGUUCGUGACAAGGAGCUCAAGAAGCAAUUGUCUACCAACGCGCCUUUCCGUGAAUGGGUUGAUGGAAUGAUCCCUCUUUCUAAGGUCAUUGAGGUUUCACCUAAGAUUCCCGAGGAUCAGAAGAACUUGCGUGCAACAAACAGGCUUCUCACUGCUCAUGGCUAUACAACUGAGGCUGUCGAUACAAUCAUCACACCUAUGGGAGCAACCGGCAAAGAGGCCUUGGGGUCCAUGGGCAACGAUGCUCCUCUUGCAUGCCUUUCCUUGAAGCCUCGCUUGCUGUACGAGUAUUUCAAACAGCUCUUUGCUCAGGUUACAAACCCUCCCAUCGAUCCCCUGAGAGAGUCGCUCAUUAUGUCACUGAAACUUCCUUUGGGUCCUGAGGGAAAUCUACUGGACAAGGCGGGCAAUCAAUCCGAAAGGAUUGAUGUUGAAUGCCCCCUCCUCUCGUUGGAGGAGAUGCAUGCCUUGAAGCAUAUGGACCACAAAGGAUACAAGACCUAUGUGGUCGAUUGUACGAUUCCCUAUGAGGAUCCUAGCAAUCCACCAUCGAAGGAAGUGUUGCUCAAGGAGUUGGACAGGAUCGAGAAGGAAGCUGCAGAUGCAGUCCGCAAAGGAUUCAAAAUCAUCUGCCUCUCAGACAAGAAGGUUUCCGAUACACGAGUCCCGAUUGAUUCGAUGCUUGCUGUGGGUUGUGUGCAUCAGUACCUCAUCAAGCAGAAGUUGCGAACAUUGAGUGGCUUGAUCCUUGAGAGCGGAUCUGCACAUCAGGUGCAUCACUAUGCUCUCCUCUUUGGUAUGGGAGCGGAUGCUGUCUGCCCAUAUCUCUGUUACCAUGCUCUGCACAAGGCUCGCGAUGAAGGUCGCCUUGGUAUGCAGUACACGGAUGCUGAGAUCACGGACCGUGUGAAAUCAGCCUUUGAUUACGGAGUUCGCAAGGUAAUGGCGAAGAUGGGAAUCUCCACUUUGCAAAGCUACCGCGGAGCACAGAUUUUCGAGGCCCUUGGUAUCAGCUCAGAGAUCAUUGACAGAGCAUUCACUGGAACCCCGUCUCGCAUCGGAGGAGUCACAUUUGAUAUCUUGCUUGAGGAUAUGCUGAAGUAUCACGACAUGGCCUUCCCCAAGGACCCUGAGAGCACUGGAUACAAACCAAACUACGGCAUCGAAUCAAGAUUCACUGCUGCUCGUGUCGGCGGAGUAUUCGACUCCGACGAUGACAAGUUCUCGCUCCCCAACCUGGGAGACUUUCACUAUCGUGAUGGUGGCGAGCUGCAUUACAAUGCACCGGAACAGAUGGCCAUGCUUCAGGAAGCUGCCAGGAAAAAUUCCCGCGAAGCAUACGAGAAGUAUAUGAACAUCUCGCACAAGCUCGUUCAAGGUGUCACUCUUCGUGGCCAACUGACGUUCAACACGACGGGCGUCACCCCCAUUUCGAUUGACGAGGUUGAACCAACGGCCGAAAUCGUCAAGAGGUUCACGACCGGUGCAAUGUCCUUGGGAUCGAUCUCAGCGGAAGCUCAUGAAACCUUGGCCUUGGCCAUGAACCGUCUGGGUGCCAAGUCCAAUACUGGAGAAGGCGGAGAGAGUGAAGAAAGGCUUGUUGAUCCUUCAAGGCGAAGUGCUAUCAAGCAGAUCGCCUCUGGGCGAUUCGGUGUGACUGCCAACUACCUCACCAAUGCUAUUCAGCUUCAGAUCAAGAUGGCUCAAGGAGCAAAGCCUGGUGAAGGAGGAGAGCUUCCUGGAUUCAAGGUAUCCAUGGAUAUCGGCAAGCUUCGCCACUCCACUCCUGGAGUUGGGCUCAUCUCGCCCCCCCCUCACCAUGACAUCUACUCGAUUGAAGACCUCGCGCAACUGAUCUACGAUCUCAAGUGCUCAAAUCCUGCUGCACGAAUUUCAGUCAAGCUCGUCUCCGAAGUCGGUGUAGGAGUUGUGGCGGCCGGUGUUGCUAAGGCGAAGGCGGAUCAUAUCCUGAUCUCAGGGCAUGACGGUGGAACUGGUGCAGCUCAAUGGGGUGGUAUCAAGAGCACUGGUCUUCCUUGGGAGCUUGGUCUUGCAGAAGCUCAUCAAACCCUCGUGAUCAACGAUUUGAGGUCGCGAGUCAUUCUGGAGACUGACGGACAAAUGAAGACUGGAUUGGAUGUUAUCAUGGCGUUCAUGCUUGGAGCAGAAGAAUGCGGAUUUAGCACGGCCCCACUCAUCUCGAUCGGAUGCAUCAUGAUGAGAAAGUGCCACCUUAACGUUUGCCCUGUGGGCAUUGCUACUCAAGACCCAGAGCUGCGCAAGAAGUUCAAGGGAUUGCCGGAACAUGUGGUCAACUUCUUGUGGAUGAUUGGCGAAGAGGUCAGAAUGCACAUGGCUAAGAUCGGAAUCAGGAAAAUCGAUGAUCUCAUCGGCCGAUCUGAUCUCUUGAAAUUCAACGAAGAAAUCAGGAACAAGAAGACUAAGAACCUUGAUCUGUCUUCAAUCAUCACCCCUGCUUUCACUCUCCCGGGUUUGAUCAACCCCAAGGCAAUCACCAGGAGUGCAAUCAAGCAGGAUCAUGAGUUGGAGAAGCACAUCGACAAUAUCAUCAUCCCCAAGGCAAAAGAGGCGCUUGAGUCCAAGAAACCUGUCACCAUUGAGACUGAGAUCAUCAACAUCCAACGCAGCUGCGGUACAAUGCUCAGCCAUGAGAUUUCCAAGAGGUACGGAGAAGCUGGUCUUCCAGAUGACACCAUCACCAUCAAGGUUCAUGGCUCCACUGGCCAGAGCUUCGGUGCAUUCCUUACCAAGGGAGUCACCAUGAUUGUCACUGGAGACGCCAACGACGGUCUUGAUCGGCCAGAGAGAAGUUACUGCACUGGCAAGGGUCUUUGCGGUGGCAAAAUCGUGGUGAACCCCGACCCCAGGAACUUGAAGCGUGGCUUCGUUGCCGAGGAUAACAUCAUCACUGGCAACGUGGCUCUGUAUGGAGCCACCUCAGGGAGGGCAUUCUUCCGAGGUAUCGCAGCCGAAAGGUUCGCAGUCCGUAACUCCGGAGCCAUCACUGUCGUCGAGGGCUGUGGCGAUCAUGGACUUGAGUACAUGACCGGAGGCAGAGCCGUCAUUUUGGGAGAAGUUGGCAAGAACUUUUCUGCUGGAAUGAGUGGUGGAAUUGCUUGGGUAUAUGAUCCCAAGGGUCAGCUCAGGUACAAGGCAAACUUCGCAGAGCCCAUGAGGGACUUCGAGCGUCUGGAAGGCGAUAUCUACGAGCAAGAACUCAUCGGCUACAUCAAGGAACAUCUUGCAGCUACUGGAUCUACCGUUGCCAAAUCUAUCUUGGACAACUGGGAGGUGGAGAGAGAGAAGUUCGUUCAGGUCUUCCCCCUUGACUACAAGAGAGCAAGGAAGCAGGCUGCGGACGCUGACUCUUGGAAGGGUCGCGAAGAGAGCCACAAGGAGAAGAACCUGGAGAUUGAUAUGGACGCUAAGAAGAUUAAGGUUCAGGCUCACACGCCUAGCGAGAAGGAGAUCGCAACCAAGUUCAAUAAGCUCCGUGGGUUCGUGGAGAUCGAGCGCAUCCCUGAACCCUACCGUGAGCCAUCGGAGCGUCUCACGGACUGGGGAGAGAUCUACACUCCUGUUAAGGCUCACGAUGCUGAAAGAAAGCGCCAGGCAGCGAGGUGCAUGGACUGCGGUACCCCAUUCUGUCAGACUCACUCGGGUUGCCCAAUCCACAACCUCAUGCCUGAGUGGAACGAGCUUGUCUUCAAGGAGCAAUGGAAGACCGCUCUUGAUCGUCUCCUUACCACCAACAACUUCCCUGAGUUCACCGGACGAGUUUGCCCUGCGCCUUGCGAGGGUGCCUGCGUUGCCGGAUUGGUCGCUGCGCCAGUGACGAUCAAGAACAUCGAGUACGCGAUCAUCGAUCGUGGUUUCAAGGAAGGAUGGGUCAAGCCCAGGAUCCCCAAGGAUCGCACUGGACUCACCGUGGCGAUCGUCGGCUCUGGUCCAGCAGGCUUGGCAGCUGCGGAUGAGUUGAACCAGAUGGGACACAAGGUCACUGUGUUCGAGCGUGACUCCAAACCAGGAGGGCUUCUCAUGUUUGGCAUCCCCAACAUGAAGUUGGACAAGAGAGUGGUUCAGAGGAGGCUCGAGAUCAUGCAGUCCGAAGGAAUCGACUUCAUCUGCAACGUCGAAGUCGGCAAGGACGUGACUGCAGAUCAGCUCAAGAGCAAGUUUGAUGCUGUCCUGCUCACCGUGGGAGCCACGAAGCCAAGAGACCUUCCGAUCCCUGGCAGGAAUCUCAAGAACAUCUACUUUGCCAUGGAGUUCUUGGGCAAGCAGCAACAAGCCUUGUUUCGCCAGAACCCUGAGCUCAUGACCAACGCCAUCUCCUUCAGGACCCCGUACAAGGGCAACAAGGACUGGAAGCUCGAGUACGACGGCAGCUUCAUCGAUGUCCGUGGAAAGCGUGUGGUCGUGAUCGGAGGCGGAGACACGGGAACCGACUGCACCGCCACGUCUGUCAGGCAUGGAUGCAAGAGCCUCGUCAACCUCGAGCUCCUCGACAAGCCUCCCCCUACUCGUGACGAGAUCGCCAAUGCCUGGCCCGCCUACCCCCGCAUCUUCAGGACGGACUAUGGACAAGAAGAGGUGAAGAAGCGCGACGGCGCCGAUCCUCGCAAGUAUGCCGUCAUGACCAAGGAGUUCAUCGGAGACGAGCAGGGCAACGUCAAGGCCAUCAAGAUCGUCUCUCUCAAGGUUGCACGAGAUGCAAACGGAAAGCCAACGAUCGCAGAGAUCGAGGGAUCCGAGCAGUUGAUCGAGACCGACGCUGUCAUCCUCGCCAUGGGCUUCGUGGGCCCCGACCCCAACCUGGUCGAGGCGUUCAAGACCGAAGCCACUCCCCAGUCCAACAUCAAGGCGAUGCACGGAUCCAACGGUGAUGGCUACAGAACGUCAGUGGAUGGCGUGUUUGCUGCGGGAGACUGCCGGAGAGGUCAGUCGCUCGUCGUGUGGGCCAUCAACGAGGGUCAACGCGCUGCUGAUGCUGUGAAUCGUUUCUUGCUCGAGUCGCGUACUCAGCACGUCUCGCAAUCCUCGUCCGAGGGAGUCAAGAGAGCGUCUCAGGCGAGGUCCUUCCACACCAGAGCACAGGAUGUGGACAGAGAGUGAACGAGUGAAGACUGUCGUGAGGGUUUUCGCUCACCUUAAAUUUAACACCAACAUUAAGUUUGUAUCUACACGCC